AUGACACGAUUGUACAGACACCUAUUGUCCGAUUAUGAACGAGAAGUACGACCAGCUAUACGAUAUGAUCACGUGAUUUUGAUGGAUAUUGAUUGCUCUGUUGAGGAUGAGCGCAAUCAGAUCCUGACAACAAGCGCCUGGGUUCGUCAGAACUGGUUCGACUACAAGUUGGUAUGGGAUCCGAGGAUGUUUGGUAAUCUGAGAAAAAUACACAUACCUCAUGAGAAAAUCUGGCUUCCCGAUGUUAUACUGUACAAUAAUGCUUUGUCUUCAUAUGCAAUAUAUCUUUUCUGCAACUCGCUAGACCACACUAGUCUACCGCUACGGCUCAGCAAGCCGUCAGUGCAGGAAAUGCUUCGUCAACGCGUGGACGUCAUCCUGAAAACAUACGUCCAUCAUUGCACGUCAUCGGCAUGA
Strongylus vulgaris is the source of this 417-nucleotide messenger RNA. NCBI's taxonomy places the organism in Eukaryota, Metazoa, Nematoda, Chromadorea, Rhabditida, Strongylidae. The record is from the annotation of a GenBank genome assembly.